UUUGUUUACUGCGUUUGUUACAUUUUUCUCGCAUCAAUAAACAAUUUGUGACAACAUAUAAUUUAUCCAAUUAAUUAUAAUCAAAUUAUUAUUGCGGAGUUGGAUUUCUUAGACGUUUUUGGUUACAAUUAUGUUGAUCAUCGAUCAUUUCUUCAUCUGCGAUUCAUCACAUUAUCGAUGAAAAAAAAAUUAAAUUUAUUUCAAAACAUUCAACAAUGAAUCGAAAUGAUACACGAUUCACCAGUAAUAAUAAUAAAUCAACAUUUCUUUCAUCAUAUCUGGCUAGCGAUGAUGAAGAAGAUAAUCUCGAAAAUUUUGGCCAAACAAAUGAUAAUUCCGAACGUUUGGAAAUACUAGCGCCAAUUCCAUUAAAUAUUCCUAAUACAAUCGAAAAUGGUCAUCAUGAUCUCUCAACUGAUACAAGUUGCAGCUCUAGUUCAACAAUGAAUUCCAAUUAUAAUCAAAUUCAUCAAGAAAGUUAUUUAAAUAUUUGGAAUGAUAACCUAAUUGAAUCAGCUACACCACGUAGAGCUCAAUAUCGUGUGAUAUUUGAGAUAAUCAAAGCUCGUACAAUAACUAACAAUGAAACAAGACAAAAAUUUGUCAAUUAUACUAUUCUAAUGAAACGAGUACCCGGAUUGGAAACAGAACCAGCCAUCAUUGAACGUAGAUAUUCAGAAUUUCGUAAUUUUUAUAAUGCAAUCAAAAGAAAAUAUCCGUUACUGCUCAAAGAUAUUAUAUUUCCAAAAAAAAUUUUUAUUGGUAAUUUUUCUGCAGAAGUGAUAGCAGAACGUAGUUUGGCUUUUCAAAAAUUUUUAACAUAUUGCCUUAGUUUACCUGAAAUUCGUUCAUCAAAAGAAUUUGCCCAAUUUCUUUAUUAUCCUGAAUUGAAAGAGACUAAAAAUUGCCUAAAAUCAAUCCGAUUAGAAGAAGCGGCUAGUAUUUUAGAGAAUGUCUAUUAUAUUCAAAGUAAAUUAUCAUCACAUAGCGGACAGCCGGAUCGUCAAUUGAUUCAUACGUUAUGUUGUUUAAUCGGUUGCCUUAAUGCUGUCGAUAAUACGACAGAUGCAAAAAAAUUAGCACGAAAAACAUUCGAAAUGUUAUUUGAAAAUCCAGUUGUUUUGAUACCGAGCCAUUGUGUUACAAAUGAUAGUAAUGCAAUUUUCGAAGUAAAUAAUCUUUAUGAAUCAAGUCAACUAAUUGUGCCACUGAUACUUCUUUCACUUCGUCAUGAAUGGUUUUCUGGCCAACAGAAAUUGGCUUUAGAGAAAAAAUUGGAAGAAUUGUGUCGAAAACGUAGUUUGCCAAGAAAUAUUGAUUCACAUCCUAAAUUAUUGGAAAUUAUUCUACGAAAAGAUUUCACACCAAUCUUAUGAAUUAAGAUAAUAAUCAAUCGAUCGAAGCAUAAUCGUUGGAAGGCAUUAAUAUCUAAUCAACAUUUUUCAAUCAAAAUAACAUUCAUAUCCUAUUAAUUAUUAUUGUAUUAUUC
Molecule: messenger RNA, 1489 nt
Organism: Dermatophagoides farinae (American house dust mite)
Lineage: Eukaryota; Metazoa; Arthropoda; Arachnida; Sarcoptiformes; Pyroglyphidae
Gene: Snx21
Product: Sorting nexin 21
Biological process (GO): protein transport
Cellular component (GO): early endosome membrane
Molecular function (GO): phosphatidylinositol phosphate binding
Source: RefSeq, a predicted model, not a curated record